UCAUCCGCAACAAACGAUCUUUGGCUCUAAAAAAACGACAAAAACACCAAAAUAAAACGCAGCUUAUUAUAAUGUGUGAAAACAGCUGUUUCCCUUCCAUCAGAUUUAAAGCUCUGGACUAUGUCUUUGAGACCUCCACCAGUCUGACAGUGAUGAUGAACUUACUGGCACUGCCCACCCCUUACUUCACUGGGACCAGUGACCUUUACCCCCACAGGGGCAAGCUGCCUGAAGUCACCUACAGGACACCAUGGACCAGAGGAAAGGUGAUCUCAACCUGCAAACUCUUCGUCAGUGGUUCUGUGCUCGAUGACCUGGGAGAAAAAAGCCAAGCAGAUAUUUCACCAGAAAGAUUUGAAGUGACUCUGAGUGAGGUGAAAGGGGAUCUGGAGGUGAUACCCAGCUCUAAUCCUGACUCACUGAAGGAUCUAGACCAGGAUGAGUAUGUCUGUCUUUUAAAGGAGUCAUGGAUCAAUAAUCCGUGUCAGGAAUCAUUUUUGAAGUGGACAACUGACCAGAUGAAACAUGGAAAUGAAAAGAAAGAUCUCUUCCUGCCAGAAGAGCUCAUAGUUGAUUACCUGCCACACUUUAAGAGACAUUUACCCACGCUGAAAGCUAAACUGUCCAGGCUUAGGACGCUUCCUGUGGCCGACCCUCUGCUGAGCUCAACAGGAGAUACCAUCUCUGAGGACGCCAUAUUCAGGCAUUGUGCGUCUUAUGAAAAACCUCCUGAUGUGAACACCAGGGAGAUUCAGACAUGUGGAAACAUUCAAGAGGAGUUUGGUAAAGAGUCACUGUUGAAAGAAGAGUCUCUUUUGCUGCCUGUUGUAGUGGACACAUUGAAACUGAGCCAAGAAAACUGCACCGCCUUCUCAAGCAUUUGUGAUCGAAUGACUGUUGCUCCUGAACAGCUGGAUGAGCAGCUUCCAGUCCUGGAUGUGCUUUAUAAAGGUUUCCUUUCAGAUGGAUCGUCAUCCAUUGACAUUUCCCAGUUUAAAGUUCCGGAGGAGCCUGACAAGAAAUGCAACAUAAAGGGAGGCUUGAUGGAGCUGGAAGGACGUGUGAAGCUUCCUAAUGAAAUGGAGCUGGACAUGACUUUGACCCCGAGUCCAAAGAGAAGUCAAACCCAAAUCUGUCCGUCCACAUGUGAACUUCAGGAGGAGGAGCUGUCAGUGCUCUGCAGAGGAUCUUUGGUGUCUGCGAAAGCUCAGAAAGAGAUGGAGACGGCGCUUUGGAAGGCGGAGAAGCAUCCAACCUUCGUGGUGGGCUUUCUGUUGGCAGAACCUCAUAUAUAUGAACCAGCUGUCGACUUCCAGCCGCUGUCUGAAGCCUGGAAAGUCUUAAAAUCAGAGAAUCGACCUUUCAUCAGCGUUGGUGACAAAUUGCAGUCACAGAUGGAGAUUGGAGCCCCGCAGAUGUUUUUGUGCAACAAUAGAGACUUCACAGAGAGCAUGAGGCCUGAGAUUCCCUCCACCACAGAGGAAAAGAUGGAGGACUUCAAAAAACUGUCCCCUGAACACGUCGAGUUCACACCCGUCCUGAUGAAUCCCACAAACAAAACUCAGUCAACUCACCUGAAGAAAUGUGAAACUACUGCGGACGACACCCGUCUUCAAAAAGAAACUUCAGCAGAUUUGUCUCAGAACGCCUUCCUGAUGCGCUCUGUCAACACAAACAAUAAGGAAGUAAAACCUGCAACCUUUAUAUUUUCUAAAUCUGCUGCUGCCACCAACACCAAAGAUGAAGUUUCAGACAAAAGGCUUUUAGAUGUUGCAGGCAUGUUUUCUGCUCGUAUGAACGACGUCAACGCAGGUAGAGACGACCGUAAGACAGAGCAGAGCCCUCUGUCCUCCAGAGAUAACCACAGAUGUCUGCCGGUUACGAGACGUCCACCAGAGAAGGCCCUCGACCCUCUGGCCACCUUCAUGAUGCUGAGAUCUCAGCAGACGGCUGCGGUUACUGAAGCACAUCAGAGCUCAACUCCAGCACCAAACGUGGACCAACAAAAACCAGCAUCUGAGCAUCAUCAGUCUCCUCCAGCGCUGAUGCAAAGAUCAGAUCAGAGGCCAGCAGCGUACAUGAGUGGUGCUGUGUCAGCAAAUGCUACCAGAGAGCAGAACGCAGCCGGUCAGGUGACGGGUAAAAUCAGUCCUCCUGUCCGUCAGUCCAUCCCUCAGAACAGACAGGACAGCAGAGUGGUCCAAAUCCAAGCUACCGACAGCCAGCAGCGAGCCCACUGUGAGCUGCUGGCCUUCGCUCAGCCCAGUUUGAGCUCUGCCAGAAAGCUGGGGCUUCAUUUUCCUGUUCGGGGAGACUUCAGCUGCCUGUCCCCGGACCAAACACACUUCCUCCUCAAACAGCAGGAGAGGGCGCUCUGCAGGACACAAGCACAGAGCGCAGAGCUGAUCAUAAAUCAGGAACUGCUUUUCAACCAGGCGGCUCUGAUUCAUGUGCUGGUGACAUUUAAGGAGCUGCUGCUGAAGUGUGACCUUGCUACUGCAUUGGAGUACCUGACCAAGGCAGCUGAGGCGUGUGCGGAUCAGAGUCUGGUGCAGCUGGUGAAGAGGCUGCAGAUCAUCCUCUACCUCAGUCACAAGAACCAGGAGUCCAACCUCAAACUGCUGGAGCUGCAGAAGCUGCUGGCUUCAUGGCUGCACGGCAGAACAGGACAGAACAACAUGGAGAAAAUUCUUGUCAUAAUAUCAGUUGACUCUGACGACAUCAGAUCUUUAAUCAUCAGCAGUUUGAGCCACGUGGCUGGUGCUGCUGUAACAGCUGUUUGUCCUGAGGAGGGCAAGAAAAAAAUGAACGGUGCCAGUGUGAUCAGCAGCAUGUGUGACAGUGUGUGUGUGGUGGUGUAUGAGCAGCACGUUGGCCCUGACUUCCCCUGGAGCAGUUUCUCUCUGGUGGUGGAGUACGACCAUGCAGGCCAGUCACCGUGGGCAACAGUCUGCAGAGAGAGGAGCAUCAGUCACCUCACCUUCAACACAUCCAUCGAUGAGCAAAAAGCCUCGUGGUGCCUCGAGGACAAUGUGCCGUAUGUGUUGUUUGUCACAGAGGGGCUUCUCAACUGUGCACUGCUGCUUCAGACACUGGAGUCAGGGUUUGAAAUAACUGUUCUGGAGAGGAGCCACUGUCCGUCCCUGCAGAUGCUCGGAGGGACCCAUCACUACGCUGUGAUCACAGUGGAUGAAAGCACCGCUAUCAUGGUCCAGGAGGAGGAUGAACUGUGUCAGGAGCGAGCCAGUGAGAGAGUAGUGAUGAGGCUGACCGCUCUGUCUCUGCAAUACAACUCCUGUUGGCUCAUCCUGCACUGCAGAGACAGCAAGGGAGGAGGAUUUUCCACUGAAGCCUUCAGCAACUUGGUGUUGGUUUAUUCCUCUCUGGUGCUGUUCGGCAUGAAGUCUGAGGAUCUAGACAUCAAGGUGCUGAUUGUGUCCGAGGUGACUGAAAUAGCCAAAUGGAUCAGCCAGAUCUGCUUUCACAGCCUGAUGGCCAGUGAGAAGGACCCGCUCAACUACCUGGACAGAGACUGGCUGACUGUGAUUCCUUCAGAGGAGGAAAAGUGUCUGUCUCAGUUCCCGUGUAUCAACCCUCUGGUUAGUCAGCUGAUGCUGAGGAGAGCGCCGACCGUCCAGUGGCUCCUGGGGGCCUCUCUGUCUCAGCUGAUGGAGCUGCUCCCCGAGGUGCCACAUAAAGUCCUCAAGCUGUUCAGUGACACCACCUCCCUGUACACACUGACCACAGACCAGCCCGAGUCUCAGACACUCAUCACUGAGACAAAUCAACACACCAGUCCACCAAACAGCCCCUGGACCACCACUGCUGCUCCAGAGUACAUGAACUCUGACCCACAGCCAGAACCCCCCAUCACGCCCCAUCCAGAACUAUUCAGUAGUGACCACAACACCAGCUUCCUGUUCAGAGCUGAUCGCAGCUUCAGUGAACCGGACCCAGACCCGAUGGUGCAGGAGGGCAAUGCGGAUUUCAGACUGGACUUGAGUUCCUCCUUUGGCAGCCCAGAUGUUCCCCUACAGAGGAGCUGGACCAGCAGCGAUCCAUGGAGAGAGGAGGACCGAGGCAGAGAGGAGGUGACGUUUUCUGGCUGGAGACGCAGAGCUGGAGCAGUGGGGAGAGUUGUCGGAAGAGUAAACGAUGAGUGGACUCCGAGAGCUCCAACAAACCUCAGUGCCGACACUCGAGGAGUCAGAAUGGAAAGUCCUUUCAAGCUGGACUCCACAUUCACUUACAGCCACAUCCUGCAGCAGCCAGCCAACAGUCAGAUCUCCACACACUCUGCAGUUUACAGCGACCUCCAGUACCCAGAUAUCAACCACAUUUCCUUCAGUCUGAGCCCGCCCGCAGAGGUCGAGAGGUGGGGUCGAGGUCAAAACAGCGACGAAUACCUCACGAGGAGCGCAGAGAAAACGCCGAUUUCAGCCAACUAUGGCUCCAAAUGCUGGAUAGGACAAGAGAGGAAGAGGAGGGGCGAAGCUGCCGGUUUGGUUGGAACAGUGUUGACACCACUGAAGAGGGGGAGGCUGAGCUAUGAGAAGGUGCCCGGCAGAAGUGAUGGACAGACGAGGCUCAAAUUAUUUUAGGCAUGAAUGCUUUGUUUCUUGUCUGUGAAGUCAAGACAGUUUCGUUAGAUUCAAGUUAUUUGCAUAAUUUAAGCUUCAGAGUUUUUAUUCAUUGUUAUAUGAUGUUUUAUUUUGCCUGGUUAGUCUGCAAAAGAGUUUAUAUUGUAAGCUAAGUUUCCCAUUUUGAAAUAAGGAUAAAAUGUCUAUAUUUUAGGCAUUUAUUCUCCUAUUAACAAGCAACAGUGCUCCUCUCCUGAUUUUUCUUUUGAACCAGCUGUGUUGAGGGGGAAAAAAAAAAGCAGGAACAGAAAUAAAUCUCAAUAGAGUACAGUAAUUGCUGACAAAUUAAUACAAAUUAAUUAUUUUCAGUCUAAUAGUUUUAUUAUUUAAAAUACUUUAUGUAUUUUAAAAUAUUUUAGUUUUAUUAGUUGUUUGUUAUAGGAUUUAUUAUGAGUUGUUUUAAGACUUAUGCUUGAAUUUCACAGCACAAAUGGUAUUUAUGUGAUUUAGUUUAAUCAAACCUACAACAAUUGUUUAUUAUUUUAUGUAUAUUUUGAAUUACCUGUACUGUUACGCAUUCAGAACUGGAUUCUGGUGUAUAAACGGAUAAUAAAGGCCAAUGUAACACAGUUGUAAUUUUAUAAGUUGAAAAUACUGCAUAUUAAUAAACAGU
Anoplopoma fimbria (sablefish) is the source of this 5253-nucleotide messenger RNA. Its product is annotated as protein shortage in chiasmata 1 ortholog. Gene Ontology annotation, molecular function: single-stranded DNA binding; ATP hydrolysis activity. The transcript has 28 exons. Gene Ontology annotation, biological process: resolution of meiotic recombination intermediates. The coding region runs from base 72 to 4601 and encodes 1509 amino acids. NCBI's taxonomy places the organism in Eukaryota, Metazoa, Chordata, Actinopteri, Perciformes, Anoplopomatidae. Gene Ontology annotation, cellular component: condensed nuclear chromosome. The record is from RefSeq and is a predicted model, not a curated record.